Molecule: messenger RNA, 1540 nt
Organism: Lathyrus oleraceus (garden pea)
Lineage: Eukaryota; Viridiplantae; Streptophyta; Magnoliopsida; Fabales; Fabaceae
Product: zinc finger BED domain-containing protein RICESLEEPER 2-like
Exons: 3
Coding region: 86-1540 (484 amino acids)
Molecular function (GO): DNA binding
Source: RefSeq, a predicted model, not a curated record
GUUUUUGUGUUAAAGUUGGAGGUUUUGGACCUUAGCAGAAACCAAUUUCAAGGUCACAUUUCUCAGGUUGGUGUUGUUUCUGAUUAUGACUUGUCUAAAGCAGAAAACAAUGAUGGGUCAGCCUAAUCAAACUAUACCUACUGAAUAUGUCAUGAAUGAAGUUGGUUCAACAGCAACAACUGAAGUUGUUGGAGCAGAAUUAGUUAAUACCCAACCUACAAAGAAGAGGAAAGCUAGUGCAAGUGGUUCUAGGCAAUCAUCUGCUUGUUGGGAGCACUUUAUUAGAUUACCAGAUGACUUAGUUGAUACACCAACUGCAGCUUGUAAACACUGCCACAAAAAAUACCUAUGUGACCCUAGGACUCAUGGCACCACCAACAUGAACCAUCACAUUCUAAAAUGUGCAAAGAAGCCUAGAACCAUUGAUCCCACCCAAACUAUUCUGACAUACCCCUCUGCAGAAGGAUCUAGUUUGGGUCAUGUUAGCUCCAAAUUUGACAAGCAAGCUUGUAGAAAAGCUUUGUCAAUUUUUGUGGUUCUAGAUGAACAACCAUUUAGUGCAGUUGAGGGGGGAGGUUUUAAGUACUAUUCUAAAGUAAUGCAGCCCCAGCUUACUCUCCCAUCUAGGCGUACAGUAGCUAGAGACUGUUUUCAGCUACACUUGGAUGAGAAACAAAAACUAAAAGCCUUCUUUAAGUCUGACUGCAAUAGAGUAACACUUACUACUGAUUGUUGGACUUCUAUCCAAAAUCAAAACUACUUAACCCUUACGGCACACUUUGUGGAUAACGAAUGGAACUAUCAAAAGAGAAUUAUAAGCUUCACAGUUAUUCCAAACCACAAGGGUGAUACGGUAGGUAGGAAGAUUGAAGAGGUGUUAAGGGAUUGGGGAAUUAGGAAUGUGUCUACCAUAACUGUUGAUAAUGCAACUUCAAAUGAUGUAGCUGUAGCAUAUUUGCAUAGAAAAAUAUCAACUAUGAAUGGGAUGAUGGGGGAUGGAAAAUGUUUUCAUAUGAGGUGCGCUGCUCACAUAUUGAAUUUGGUGGUAAAUGAGGGUUUGAAAGAUAAGCAUUUGUCUAUUACUAGUGUUAGGGAUGCUGUUAGAUUUGUCAAGUCCUCACCUCAUAGGGCAGCCAAGUUUAAAGAGUGCAUUGAAUUUGCUGGAAUAACUUGUAAAAAACUAGUAUGUCUCGAUGUUUCAACUCGUUGGAACGCGACAUAUUUGAUGCUUGAGGCUGUAGAGAAAUUUCAAGCUGCUUUUGAUAAGCUUGAGUAUGAAGAGUCGAGCUAUAGGGAGUUCUUUGGAAAAGGUAGUCCUCCUAGUAGUGAUGAUUGGGAAAUUGUUAGAGCUUUCAUAUCUUUUUUAAAGUUAUUCUAUGAAGCAACUAAUGUUUUUUCCACCUCUCAAAGUGUGAGUUUGCAUAGUGCUUUUCACCAAGUGUCUGCGAUCUAUUGUGAGCUGAAGCAAGCUACUAUGAACUUGAAUGGUGUUUUUGCAAGUGUGGGUGGGGACAUGAUGGAAAAGUAUAAUAGAUAUUGA